Molecule: messenger RNA, 5004 nt
Organism: Pocillopora meandrina
Lineage: Eukaryota; Metazoa; Cnidaria; Anthozoa; Scleractinia; Pocilloporidae
Source: the annotation of a GenBank genome assembly
UCUAAAUCACCUUGUGCUUCGUUAUCACCGUCGUUGUCACCAUCGCCAUUACCGUCCCCUCCGACUUCAACAUCUCCGUUGCCGUCGCCGUCGAGAACAAUUCAGAAGCUGGUGCGUACUCCAUUCAAUCAUAGCCCCUGUGCUUGUCUUUGGCCCAUAAGUGUAACUGUUACUUUCUCCUUUUUAGGUAAGGGAAUAUGUUUUUAAACUUGCCAGAAUAGAUGUCACCAGAAACAAUUCUAUACAGGUAUUUUACCCUUUUUGGAAUUUUCAUUAGAGACUCAGAUCUAUUCUUUGACUUGCAUUAACGCCAAGUAAUUAUCGUCUUAUUAUUACCUUACCAAAAAGUAUUUCAUAUAACUACAGGAGGCCAUAGGAGUUUUCGAGGACUUCUUCACAGUUAUUAAAAACAUCACGAAACCUGCUAUCAUUGAAGAGGCUGAAACAAGAAGGAAAUCAAUUUUCAAGGUGGCAGUCAACUUCGAGAGAUAUGCUCUCAGAUAUAGCAAGCACCACCUGAUUAGGAUGAGGUCUUUAGAAGUGAUCAAAAGCCGCAAAAUGGGUGAGUCGGAACACAACCAUCUUUUCAGAUCAGGGGUGAUAUAGCACUUGUCUAUCUACUGAGUGGGUGAGUGGUUCACAAAAUGGAUAACUGCUUAGAUGAUGUGACAGUUUAUACACGUGAUCUGUUGAGAAACGUCACUAUUGGAUCAAAUUGGUCAAUCUAUUCCCCGACUUGGACUUUUUGUUUUUCAAUUACGUUAGUAGAGGAAGGCAUUUGAAGACAUUUCAAUAAGGAAAAAAAAAACGCCUCUUAAAACUCUUCUCGUCGAUGUUUUUAUGAUCGUAAAGAACCAUAACUUUUGAGAGGUAAAGAAAAGAAAUGCCUUUGUACGUUCACAUGUUAUUGUUUAGUUCAAUACGAGCUGAACCAUCCAUUAUUCUUUCUCCGUCAGUACUGGUUUUUAAAAAAGCCCACCGACAAAGUGCCAAUGACUUCUAUUUCGGAGAACAAGAAUUGCAAGCGAGCAUAAAAGUUUCCUCAGCAAAUUUUGCGAACAAUGGUUUGUGUUGACUACUUUUUUUAACCCUUAAUUUGCAAUGUACCUUUGUUUUCCUUCCAAAUAGCAAUUGGUUUGUCAAGUUGCACAGAGAUCGAUAUCCUUUUCCUUUUUUUUCCUUUAGUGUCGCUGGUUGUUGGGAUUGUGUACACGGAUCUCCACGAAGUACUACUCACAGAUCAACCCAUCAGGGAUAAAACAGGAAAAGAAAGGUGGCGUUUUCUCUCUGAUUUUCUCAACCAAAUGCAGCUUUAAUUGCAUAUAAAAAAGAGAAAAUUGCGGGCUCAGCAAAAGUGAUGUUGAAAAAAUGUCAAAACCCAGCUGGUGUUCUGCUUGUCAAUCACCAUCAGCCAAUCGUUUAUGAAGUAACUGCGAAUUUGUCAUUGAUUUGAAAAGGGUCUUAGCUUGCCUUAUUCCCAAUGAUAACCAUACUUUCAACCUUUUCUGUUUUCAUUCAUAUUCAAUUUUCUUCAUAGGCAUUUGGACUCCAGGAUAAUAGCUGUAGCUAUGGAUCCAAAACCGGAAGCAUUGCAAGAAAAUGUCAUCCUCAAGUUCAGAAAUCUCAGGGUAACAGAGAUAGUAAAAUUAAGACUAGUUUAUCUGCGUUAAGUCUAUUCUAAAGAUUUAAAAUGUAUUUUUUAAGGCUGAUGAAGGAGAGAAGAAAUGCGUGUUUUGGAGUGGCUUCAGUGAAAGGUAAGGAACUGGAAUAUAUCUUUUUUCCCCGGCAGUAAAUUGUUUCUUGGCGGCAAAUCAGGUAGACAGGUUAAGGAGUAUUUUGUGUAAAUAUCAACAAUCGAAAUCAUAAGUCAACAAAAGCGUUUAGGUUCUGAACUCGGUAGGAGAAGGAAAUAAUUGUUUAUUUUUGUUCCGCUUUUCUUUAAUAUUUCUUGCGUGAUUAGGUACCUUUUGUAUUUUUUCUGUUUUCUCUUUUUUGCAGCUCAGACGGAUAUUCAGAGAGAGGAUGUCACGUUGUAAAAUCGAAAAAACACUUACCAGACACAGUUUGCAGCUGCAAUCAUUUGACCCAUUUUGCCGUUUUAGUCGAUUACAACGGUAGCCCUAAGGUAAUCGUAUCUUUAACAUUUUUAAUACAAUCCCUUUGAUUUUGGUAACAUUCUUUUUUAUUAUAUUGAAAUUUGUGUCACAGCUCACCGAGAAGGACACAACCAUACUGGAAAUUAUCACUUACGUAGGAUUAAGCCUUUCCACGACGGGGAUACUUUUGACAAUUAUAGCCUAUUACUUCCUCACGUGAGUACUGUAGGUGGACUAUUUAAGGAUUAAUCAAAACUCCAGGAAAAUUCGCACGUAAUUGGCUAUCACCAGCCCGAUUUCAGCACUAAUGGGACAAUGUGUGCGUCAUGCUUGAAAUUGGAAGGUAUAAUAGGACAGUUAAAGGGACAGUUAAAGGGACAGUUAAGACGCUAUGGCCUUGUGAGUGGACAAAACACGUCAUGUGAGCGCGUUGUUGACUCGCAUUUUGACGAGUUAACUGUACCUUUUUUUUUAAUGAAAACGUAUGACCAAUGUCUAGUUUCUUUCUCAAAUUUUGAACCUUUAAGAACUGUCGCAGCAAUCUUUAUGAUAAUGAUUAUAUUUGCUAUGGAUAAGGAAGAAUAAAAUAAAGAUAAAAUUUUUCCUCUCCAGUAGCAGUAGUAAUUAAAUUGCCUCAUCUGCUACGACAUGAAAUAUUAUACGUUAUCAUAGAAUUAUUCGAUUCGUUUUGUUUGUUUGUGUGUUUGUUUUUAUUUUGGUUUUUUUACUAGUGAUGUUGAUCAACCUCUGUCUCAAAUACGGUUGAAUCUCUCUGUGGCCAUCGGAGCUGGACAAAUAAUCUUUCUCGCCGGGAUAAACUCCACGAGAGACACGGUGAGUCAUUUAUAAAUCCCUUAUUUGAAAAAAAAAAUUAUUUUAAAGCUUAUUAAAUUUUGUAAAUAGGAGAGUAAAAAAAAAAACCUAAUUUUUUCUCUCGCAGACUGCUUGUGUCGCAGUAGCAGCUCUGACGCAGUAUUUCCUAAUGGCUGCUUUCUGUUGGAUGCUGAUCGAGGCAAUUUAUCUCUAUCUGCUUGUUGUGAAAGUUUACAACAUCACCGAAAAGAUGCACAUGUUUCACGUCAUCUCAUGGGGUACGUUACUUUAAUUGUUGUGAGUUAUUGGUACCUUCCUCAUUUUGAAUCGCUUCUGAUUGGAUAUGUAAUUCCAUGAGUUAUGUGGACUUCCUCCUAUUUAUACUCAGGUUUACCCAUCAUCAUGGUCGGUAUUUCAUUAAGCAUCGCUGCUGGAAAAGAGGAAAUUCAAAGCUAUACCAGUGAUAAAUAGUAAGAAAUUCCCUCUCUACUAGUCUCUUAUCCUUCUCCGUCUUUUCCGUCUUUCACAUAAACUCAUUUUUUUCGUGUGUGUUUUGACUAAUGUUUCGCUUCUAAGGUGUUUUGGGACAAGGAGGUUGAAGGAGCUAUUUUGUUCAAAUCCAUCUUUUUUUUGUCCUCAUCUCAUUUCAAGCUGCUGGCUGUCCUCCGCUGACAACCUGAUCUGGAUAUUCAUCGCAUUUGUGGCGUUCAUUGAAGGUGUAAGUCGACCAAUGAUAGAUUUUCAUUAUUUCUUUAAUGUACCAGGAAGAACGCAUUUCUAUUCUCGACGACCAUACUCAAAGUUUGCAAUAUUUCUAAUACUAAUCACUCACACGAUUUUUACAGUAUUUCUGAUGUUAGCUGUAGCUGUCUAGUCUCUCUUGGAGAAUCGGAGCACGUAACUCGAAGACUCGGAUUGGGGAUUCACAAUUUUCCUUUUUACGACGCUUCUGGCAAGACAGAUAAUUUUUUUUUUCUAUUUAACGAUAUCUUAUGAUUAAAAGUACCAAUUUUUUGUUUCAGCUCAACAUUUUGAUACUGGUCCGAGUCAUAAAGGAGAUGACCACACUUCUACAACCUAUAGAAGAAGCCAACCAUAUUCAGCAAAUACGGUAGGAUCUAAACUUUAACAUUUGACCAAACGAUUGUAAUGAGUGCAAUUAGGGAAAAACAAACACACGAAAACGAAUUGUCAUAGGAGCGAGCUCUGAGGUAUCUGGCUAAUUCAGUUGGUUCCCUACUAGUUAAUCAUAAACAACGAGGCGUUACGACUUCAACUGAAAGGUCAACUACGAACGUCUAAUUCCACAAGUCACGUAUUGUCAUUGAUCUUCAGACUUGGCGUAAGAACAUGCCUAGUGAUGUUUCCACUGCUGGGCGUUACGUGGCUAUUUGGUCUUUUUUUACCAUUACACAAAGCUUUCGCCUACAUUUUCACCAUCUUCAAUUCUACUCAGGUGAGCUUAUGAGUAAAACUGUCGAUUAUCAGUUGUCUGUAUGAAUACAUUAAUGCUCAUACUACUUAUAAGCCAAAACCAGAUCCUCUCAUAUCCAUCAUAUUAUAUUUUCGUGAAAAAAACCUUGGAAACAAAGAGCAUUCAAUUAGCCAAUCAAUAUGAAAAAAUCAUCCUUUGGUUUAUGAGACAUGCAACUUGCUUUAAUAAAUUUUUCACCCUUUUUAAUACGUUUUAUAAGAAAACUAUACGUGAUGAUAAACUCACUGCAUCAAAUAUCUCAUACGACCCUCUAUCACUGCUCAUCAAAAUCGACAAAUUAAGACCUGAUCUUGAAAUAAUUUUCUGUUUCAGGGUUUCCUGAUUUUCGCCCUUCACUGCUUGCGAAACAGCCAGGUGAGACGGAUACGAACCUGAGGAUACACACGAAGAACAUUUUAUUGAUUUUGUCAUAAAUCAAGAUUUGAGUGCUCAGUAACUUAUAUUUUGUCGCCUGUACAUCUACAGAUUAGAGAGCGAUUGAAAAGGAAGAUGAACACCAUUUUCCCAGCUACUGUGGAUCAUGGAAAGAAAACCUCAAAAAUUGAUCCAAAUGAUGCCGGCGAUAUGUGGGCAGUUGAAUUGCAGUCUUUCAAUGAGUAG